GCGAGUUGGGGGGGAGAGAGAAGGGAGCUGGAGGGCGAGCGAGGGAGUGUAGGAGAGAAGGAUAGGGUCCCAGAAGAGAGUACCAGCCUCAAACACACACGCAGAUACACAGUCACGUUGGCUCCCCUGUUGUACUUUUCUUUGGAACAGUGGAUUACUUUCCAAAUUGAACCACUCAGCGUGCAGAUCCAGGCAUGAUCAGGUGGCAGUGUGUCAGAGCGGUGUUGAACUGUGAAAUGAACCAUGGAGGGGUGCAGGAGGCCAGUCACUAGCCGAGCCAGCCGUCGAACAACCACCACCACCAGCAGCAGCAGGAGAAACAGUAGCCCAGGGAGGCCCCGCAGCAUGCAGCUGGGCCCUCACUAGCACCUAGUGGACCUGGUCCUCUCCUCUUCACCUUGGGCCAGGGCUGCAGAAUGCUCAGUCCAGUCACCCCAUACAGUCUGUUGAAGAUGCACUGGUCUCCGGAGCACGCUGCCCCCUUAUCUCAGUGGCCUGAGCAGCACCUAGAUGUCACCUCUACCACCUCGCCCCCGUCUGCACACAAACACGACCCCUAUUCUACAGCUGCUCGCCGUGGCUUUGCCCCUGCUGGUUACCCUUGGGCCAGUGAUGACAUAUCAGCCCUUACUGCUUCUUCUCUGCUUAAACGCUACGCUGAGAAGUACUCAGGCUUGGAGUUGUCCUAUGAACGCCCUGCUCCUGGGGCCUACUCAGAGCCUGGGACUUUCCUGAAAACUGAAUCUGAGCCCUGGGCUUUGGGUCAGGGCAUGGAGUGUUAUCCUGGACUGGAGGCAUUAACUGGCACCAAGGUGGGCUCUGCGUCUGUGGGCAUCCCAGCCACAGGAAGUGUGACAGUAGUGAGCAGUAACUUGGCCUCUGAGCCAGGCUACAGUGGUGCUGGCCCCUGCAGUGCCCCAUCAUCUCAGGAAUACCCUCCUGCCUACAACAGCACCUACCUGUCCUCAGGAUACUGCCCUCAGCCCAGCGCAGCACUUCCCCCUGCCCCUCUACACUCUUUGCAGGCUGCACCAACUCUGGUGCCUAGCUACAGCGCCAGCACUCCUGUCUACAACUACCCCCCAGGGUGCUACCCCCAAACCAGCCUGUCCUCUGGAUACAGCCACCCCAGUGCCUCCUACCUGCCCUCUGGGAUUAGUGCCCCCACUCCUCUGGCACCAAGGCCCACCAUGGUGGGGGGCAGUUACAGCUACCCAUCACACAGCCUUGGAGGGAGCUCCGAGGCAGGGGUGCCACUGAAACGCAAGGCCUUUGAGAUGGCAGAGGAUGGACAAGAGGGUGCAGAAGUGGAGGGAUCACGCUACAGAAAGUAUGGCAACGGCCAUGGAAACAGUCAUAGCAAAAGUCAUGGCAACGGGCACGGCAAUGGCUACGAUAUGGGUGGCUCGGCGUCUGACCCACAGGCCUUCAAACCAGGAAAGCCCCUGAUGUCACCUCCCUAUGGCGGGGCAAGGGACUACAGCCCACCAUCAGGCCUAGCAGGAGAGGGUGUCUCAGGGGAGCACAACUUUCCUCAGCAACAGAGAAUGUCUAUGAAGAUACCUGCAUCGCACACACGAUCUGAGGACCCCACUGGAGGGCGCUGAGCCUGAUCCCUGAUUGGCAUUUGAGAGUAUUCUCUCACUCUUUGAAACCUACCAGGGUUCUUAAUCCAGACAGACUUGGGGGAAUAAACUUGGAUUUGUCAAUGAGAGGUUUAAUUUCACUAGAGAACACAAGAGGGCACAAGACUGGUAUUUCUUGUGCAUCUUUAACAUUUUCAUUAUUCAUGUUUUUCCAAAGAUUCACAGGGCAUUUUGCCCUGUAAGGUUGAGGUAAGUCUUAGGGGUGAGGUUAAGGCAUUCUCUAUAUAGACAGCAUAAAGACGGUCUACAUUUAUGAGUUGUCUGAUGUCUGUUUCUCUCAGGAUCCUAUUUAUUUCCGUUCUGCUACUGUGGCAGCAGUACUGCAACGUUGCUGUUUUAGACGUUGGUGUAAUUAUUUGUGGCCAUUAUGUAUGUGAAAGGCCUAUGACUGCAAUACGUUCUACCACACCACAAAAUCAUUACUGACCAAAAAGUAAGGAGAGCAAUAACUGAAAUGGUGAGAUUGCCAUACUACUUCAGCACAAUCACUGCUACUUUACACAGCUGACUCCAAGGCCUGGUGGGUCACUGGGCCUUGAGAAAUGAAUGUUUCCCUGCUCAUCUCACACUUCCCCCCAUUGCCCCACUUUUACUCCUUCUCAACUUUCUUUCAGUUUCUUUAAUCCCCUGUUUUCAUGUUCUUGAUCUUAUUCUAUCAUGGUGUCCUGCUUCUUGUUCUCAACCUUUUUCAUUGCUUAAGAACUUUUUUUUCGUAUAGUUUACACAUACCAAGCUGCUUAUCAAAUGAUUAUAUAGUACACAUGACGCCGCCCUUUAAAUUGUUUUGAUGUAAAGAUAGAGUGGGAAAAUGUUAUGUUCAUUUAAAAAUGUAUUUAGCAUUCACACAAUGACAGUAUAGAAGUAUAUGCAGAUCAUCUUCAAAGCGUGUUGUUUACUUGCAGAUUUCUGCUGAUCCGAAAAACUAACAGGUAUAUUUUCUAAAGAACCUGCGAAUAAUGUAAUACAAUACAGUCUAGCUUACGCCCUGUCUUUAUUAUUCAAAAUAUUUCAAGAAAUAAAGACUAUACAAAUCUAGAAAACAACCAAAAAUACAAACAAUCAUGCUUAAGUCUGCGUACUGCUGAAAUUCACUCAGAACCAACAGUUUAAAGACGCGUAAGCCUGUUUGUUACUUCAAUGGGAUGCACAGCCCAAACUGAGAGCCAUGCAGAUUGCGGUGGAGGAUGUUUCUGGGUGAGUGCCUCAACAAUACAUUCUUUAUGAAGAUCUACCUGCUUGUCUGCUAGGAUUUACCUUUUUUUUAUAUGCAUUCUCUUUACUUUUGCCUCUCAAAAGGAUGAUUAUAGUCGUGUUAUUGAAUACUCAGGAAGAAUAUUGUUACCUCAGAAUGAUAAAUAAGAAUGUAUGUUAUUACCUUAGGGUGUUUGUAGGGAGCUUUAUGGAGCGAGAUGAAAACGGAGCCAUGGCUUUUAUUAAGAGCAAAACUCUGAUACACUUCAGGGAAAUGAUGAACUUACAAGGCCUUUGAUACUUACAGUGCAAAACACACAAAUACACACACACACACACACACACACACACACACAGACACAUACACACACACAGACACAUACACACACACACACACACACACACACACACACACACCAACCACACUGCUUCGUAGCUCUGGGAAAUUAAACUUGAGGUUUUUGUACCAAGGCCUGAAAUGUUGAAUGUAAUUCAGAUAUUUUUUUUAAAAGGACAAUACAUGCCAUAAUGUACAUCAAUGAUGUUUUUAGAUAUAUGAAACAUAUUUUCUUCAUGUAUAGAUGUAAUUCUCUUAUAGGUUUUGAUGGAGAAAUGAAUGACAUGUUAAGUGUUAGUGUAGUUAGUGGGGAAACGGUUUUGUGGACAAACUGUCAAAACAAAGCACUCCUGAUAAACAACUUUUGACAUAUCAAGAUGUACACAUACUACAGUAUAUGCUCUAUGCUAAGUAUGUUUAUUAAAUGUCUUAAUGUGUCCAAUUUCCAUUUCCCAUAUCAGUAUUCUAAAACCGCUUGGCACAGUGUCACCAGUCAAUCAACUUGACUUAGCUCUAACAUGAAUUGACAUCAUGAAGAAGGAAGAAGUUAAAUAUUAGUAAGUAUGUGCACUGUCAGAAAAUAUGUACAGUUACAACGUUAAACCAUUUUUUCACAGAGUUGUGGCUUUGUUGCUCCACUAUGCCAUCCUUUCAUAAGUUGUGCCAUACUGUUUUAGUUGUUUUAUUUUGUUGCAAAAUGAAGCCCUUUGGGGGCCUGUAACAAAACCGAACUCUUGCCUAAAAGCAUGCCCAGAAUGGAUCCCCUUUAAUAGUAAAACUUUAGGCUGAAAUGCAGCUUCAGAUUUAGUCUGAAAUUCAAUGUGAUGAAAAAAGUAUUUUAAUGCCUCUUUUGGAAAUAUAAGCACAUUCAUAAAAUUAAAUGUACUCAGAAUGUGGUUUUGUGUGGAAAUGAUACCCUCAUCACACAAAAGGAUUUUGCUUCAAAAUAUGCUGAAGGAAAAAUACAGAUUAAUAACAAAGUGCUGCGCAAAUAAUAUGUGUAUUCUUACUCUCAGAUUUUAAAAAGUAUUUAAGCGCUUAGCUACAAAAAUUGAACGCUCUUUCAAUGCCACAGAAAAAGAAUGUGCUCUACAUUAACCUACACACUGCAACGAACAACAGUAUUUGCUGUCUCUUGGUAUUACUCUGAUUCAUUGAAGUAAGUGGAGUUGAAUUUGUCCAACAGAUGGAAAAUUGCAUUUCAGUGUUUUCUUUGAAAUUCAGUUGUACUUUUGUUGUAUCUUGUACAGUCCGUCUCUGUAACCAUUUCUACCUCAUUUUGAAGACAUUGUACAUGGAAAUAUUUAUUUCAUGUCAUUACACAUGCCAGUUUAAAGAGCAAUGUUUCUAAUUCUUGACCUGUUAUAGUCUACCUCACUAAAGGCUGUUGUGUCAUGGAAAUGAAGAUAUCACACCAAA
This is a messenger RNA of Dicentrarchus labrax (European seabass), 4593 nucleotides long. Its product is annotated as fidgetin. The record is from RefSeq and is a predicted model, not a curated record. The transcript is spliced from 3 exons. The coding region runs from base 417 to 1607 and encodes 396 amino acids. Lineage: Eukaryota; Metazoa; Chordata; Actinopteri; Moronidae.